AUGAUCAUAUCCAACAUCAGCGCCCACGCCUUCAGCUCGGCUCCCCCAGGACAGGAGGGGUUCUUGGGGAUCACGGAGCCUCCCCCCUCCCUCACCCUCACCCCGGCGGGACACCUGCUGGUGGCGGUGUGCCUGGGUGUGAUCGGCGCCGUGGGUCUGCUGGCCAACGUGCUGGUGCUGACCCUGUUCUGCCGGUACCGGAGCCUGCGGACCCCCAUGAACCUGCUGCUGGUCAGUAUCUCGGUGAGCGACCUCCUGGUGAGCGCCUUCGGGACCCCCCUGAGCUUCGCCGCCAGUGUCCGCGGGCGCUGGCUCUACGGCCGGGCGGGCUGCGUGUGGUACGGCUUCCUCAACGCCUGUCUGGGUGAGUGA
Molecule: messenger RNA, 372 nt
Organism: Knipowitschia caucasica
Lineage: Eukaryota; Metazoa; Chordata; Actinopteri; Gobiiformes; Gobiidae
Source: the annotation of a GenBank genome assembly